Molecule: messenger RNA, 1827 nt
Organism: Rhododendron vialii
Lineage: Eukaryota; Viridiplantae; Streptophyta; Magnoliopsida; Ericales; Ericaceae
Product: pectin acetylesterase 5-like
Exons: 13
Coding region: 182-1453 (423 amino acids)
Molecular function (GO): hydrolase activity
Source: RefSeq, a predicted model, not a curated record
GUCUAUCACUCAUUAUGCUCGUCAACUGAUCUGGACAAAAGAUCGUAUUUUUAAUCAGUUUGUGAGCUGCCGCUGUUGGACCACCAAAUACCAACUGGGUAUCUGCCUGCACAGUGAAUCAAAUUUCGAUGCUUUUCCGAUUCGCAGGAGGAGACCAAAAGCUUGUUUUGAUCACGGAGAAAUGGCGGAUCAACGGCUUCUCCGUCGUCUGAUGUGGUGGACCAUCGCCGCCUCCGCCGCCGUUUUCGCCAUCUCCAUCGUCUCUAUCUCUCUCAUCUCCUAUUCUCUCACCAAACCAUCCCACCACCCCACCACGCAACCCACCCCUUGGGUCCCGUUGACCUUAUUAAGCAAUGCCCACCCCAGAGGCCCCCUUUGCUUGGAUGGGAGUUUGCCUGGAUACCAUUUCCAAAAGGGUUUUGGAUCUGGCUCUCACAACUGGGUUCUUCACAUUGAGGGUGGAGGUUGGUGUGAUUCAAUUGAAUCGUGUUCUUCUCGGAUGAGAACUGCAUUAGGUUCAUCAAAGUACAUGGGUAGUCAAGUUGAAUUUGCGGGAAUUUUGAGCCCUGAAUCGUCGCAAAAUCCUGAUUUCUUCAACUGGAACAAAGUCAAGAUAAGAUAUUGUGAUGGUGGAUCUUUUGCAGGUCACCCUGAAAGUGAGUUUAAGAAUGGAACAAAACUAUUCUUCAGGGGUCAGCUUAUCUGGGAAGCACUUAUGGAUGAACUCUUGUCAAUUGGAUUGUCUAAUGCCAGACAGGCUCUUCUUUCAGGCUGUUCUGCUGGAGGGUUGGCCACUCUGAUACACUGUGAUGACUUCCAUGAAAUUUUGCCAAAAACUGCCACUGUCAAAUGUCUUGCCGACGCAGGCUUCUUCCUUAAUGAGAAAGAUAUUGGUGGAAAUCGCACCAUUGAAUCUUUCUAUCAAGAUGUUGUUAACCUCCAGGGUAUAGCCAAAAGUUUGGACAAGGAUUGUAUUGCGAGGAUGGAACCGGGCCAGCAGGCUAAGUGUUUCUUUCCUCAAGAGUUUAUUGAAAACAUAAAGACGUCGAUUUUCCUUGUCCACCCAGCUUAUGAUUUUUGGCAGAUUAAAAACAUCUUCAUACCGGAUUCAUCUGAUCCUCGUGGGAGCUGGUUAAGCUGCAAGCUGAAUAUUAAUAAUUGUAGUCCAAGCCAGAUUGAAGUUCUAGAAGGUUAUCGUAAUUCACUGCUGAAGCUACUUAGUGAUUUCCAGCAAAACAAGGAUGUGGGAGUGUUUAUAGAUUCAUGCUUUGUUCACUGCCAGACAUGGGUGAGUGUGACGUGGCAUUCUCGAAAUUCUCCAAGAAUUAACAAUAGGACAAUUGCGGAGUCUGUUGGUGACUGGUACUUCAACAGAAAAGUUGCGAAACACAUUGACUGCCCGUACCCCUGCAACCCAACGUGUUAUAAUAUGGACUUCACUGUGCGAGGUUGACGAUGCUGAGUUAUUCUUCGGUUCUGGUUAUUCAAUAUACUCAACUCUCCUAGUUAUAGUGAUCUAUAUUGCUCAUGUGAAAUCAUCUCUCUUCCGGCAAACUGCGAUUUCGAGAUAAAAGGUGCAGAAAGGAAAUUGUUGUUCAGUCCAUACCUUCACUUGCAUGAGAUGGAGAAACUUCAUGGAAUAGAAAGUUUGUUGUAACAUUCACAGCUUUAUUGCAUCUUGUUAUGCUUUUGGGCUUUAUAUAUUAACUUGGUUGUGCAUUGGGAUUUUUUUUGUACCCUUGCCUUCAUAGAUCUUUAAGUAUAGCCAAGAGAUGGUUGAAAUUUUCUUUUUUAAACAGCAAUAGAUGGUUGAAAUGGCUGCAGUUA